Alternaria arborescens is the source of this 402-nucleotide messenger RNA. RefSeq lists its product as hypothetical. Lineage: Eukaryota; Fungi; Ascomycota; Dothideomycetes; Pleosporales; Pleosporaceae. Bases 1 to 402 code for a protein of 133 amino acids. The record is from RefSeq and is a predicted model, not a curated record. The transcript has a single exon.
AUGCUAGUGCUGGACCAACCAGACAAGGCGACAGAUAGGCGAGAGAGCUCGGAAAAGCCAGGCGGCGAGUCCGGCAGCACUCGAGACUGGCAAAGAAGAAGAGAGUGGUUUAGAUCCGGUUUACUCACCAAAUUCUUCAACGAACGAACGCGAAGAGUGACAACGACGCUGGUGGUUUGCUUGCGUGUGGAGAAGGAAGUCGUUCUUGACGGCGGUGCUGCAGGAUUCUCUGCAGCGCUCGACAGCAGGCAGGCCGCAGCUAAGAGGGCUGACCGAGACAGGCGAGCAACGCACGCCCCGCAGGAUAGUCUGUUCGAGGUGGCCGCUUCUUUUGCAGACGGCGUGUCCAAUGCUUCUACACUGUCAGUGCGCGAUGGGCGUCGCUGGCAAGUUGUUCCGUAG